This is a messenger RNA of Amphimedon queenslandica, 1236 nucleotides long. RefSeq names its product kynurenine 3-monooxygenase-like. The record is from RefSeq and is a predicted model, not a curated record. Bases 1 to 1236 code for a protein of 411 amino acids. Gene Ontology annotation, molecular function: FAD binding; kynurenine 3-monooxygenase activity. The transcript has 2 exons. Lineage: Eukaryota; Metazoa; Porifera; Demospongiae; Haplosclerida; Niphatidae. Gene Ontology annotation, cellular component: mitochondrial outer membrane.
AUGGAGUUGAAGCACCAGUUGGAAGAUGAAGAAGUCCCCGUUGCCGUGAUUGGUGGUGGUAUAGUGGGCCCAGUAAUGGCAUACAUAUUGGGAGAGCGCGGUAUCAGAGUUCAUUUAUAUGAGUCGAGAAACAAAGGCCUAAAUGGAAGUCUGGGCAGAGCAAUAAACUUUUCUCUCUCCAACCGCGGAAUAGACGCACUGGUACGAAUGGGUAUCUCCGAUAAAGUGCUAAAAGAGGCAGCUCCAUACUAUGGUAGAUGCAUACAUUUGCCUAAUAGCGGGGGUGAGACUAAAGUGGAGUUUUACCUUGGCAAUGAAAAGAAAGAAGCAAUACACUCCAUAAAUAGGAGACUAUUGAGUGAAUUAGUUUUGAAAAGAUUAGAAGAGAAUCCAAAUGUCAAAAUAUUUUAUCAGCAUCAAUUAUUAAAUAUAGAGCAUAAAAACGAAACGUUACACUUUAACGUAAAAGGAGGAGAAGAAGGGAGUAAUAAUAAAAAAUCAGUAAAAGCUAAAUUUAUAAUUGGAUGCGACGGUUUCAAUUCUUCUGUGCGCAAAAGUAUACUUGGAUCAAUGUCAUAUUAUCAACAGAACAUAUUGGACGAGGUUUAUCACGAGUUCUACCUUCCUCCAACACAAAAUGGAGAGUCUGCAGUACCAUAUCCAGAUAUGUUUCAUAUAUGGCAACUAGGUGAAGUGAUGAUGGUUGGUCUACCUAAUAAAGGGAAUAGUUUCAAUAUCAUAUUAUAUACUCCUCUCUCGCACUCUAGAAAUAUUAAAACACCAAAUGAUGUUUUGGAUUUUUUCCAAAAAACGUUUCCAGACGUGCAGGGAAAAAUACCAAAAGAUCAACUAAUUGAAGAUUUCUUUCGAAAGACCCCAAGCAGGCUUAAUAUCAUGAAGUGUUACCCUUAUCACUAUGGUAACAUCCUUUUGCUAGGUGAUGCUGCCCAUUGUGUCCAUCCUUUUUGUGGACAAGGUGUAAACGCUGCCUUAGAGGAUUGCCUAAUAUUUGAAGAAUGUCUUGAAGAGAAUAAUGGAGACUUACUAACAGCAGCUGAACUAUUCACUAAUAGACGUUGGAAGGAUCUGCACACAUUAGCUGACGAAUCAUUGAAUAACUUCACUGCUUCAAGAACUGGUGUCAGUUCUAAUUGGUUUUGGAUUAAAUUAGAAUCGUUUUUAUCAAAAUUUUUGCCUAAUGUAUUUAAACAGAUAUAUCCAAUGAUUUUGCGGUAA